Messenger RNA from Oncorhynchus gorbuscha (pink salmon), 4390 nucleotides. Its product is annotated as dipeptidyl aminopeptidase-like protein 6. Lineage: Eukaryota; Metazoa; Chordata; Actinopteri; Salmoniformes; Salmonidae. The record is from RefSeq and is a predicted model, not a curated record. Gene Ontology annotation, molecular function: serine-type peptidase activity; dipeptidyl-peptidase activity. Gene Ontology annotation, biological process: proteolysis. The coding region runs from base 525 to 3059 and encodes 844 amino acids. The transcript is spliced from 26 exons.
CAUACACUCACACACACCGGAUAUUUAUUGCCGCCAAACAGCUGUUGAAAGUCUAGCAGCCUUUUUAGUUAUUUUGAUUGGGUUCAAUUUUCUGAGACUGUAUUGAAUAUCAGAUUGGAUACCCACAGAGACGGGCUGCUAUCGCGCUGUGAGAAGGCAUCAACGAACUGAAGAGGGGAACCAACGUGCUCUGAAUACAGACACAGACUAUUAACGUCCUACUGUAACCUUGCUCACCGCUCCCUUAGGACAAAACACAUCCAAUCGACCAGAGGACUUGCUUGUUAGGCUAUGUUUGUUUUAUAAUUCAACCAGGAAAACGUUUUCAGUUUUUACAAGUUAUUUUAUCGGGAUAAUUUUACCUGUUCUCUUUGGAACCAGCUCCGCUUUAUUCCAGAGGAUAAAUUGGCCACCCGCUGUCGGAUCUCUCCAAAGGCACAGAAAAGAAACAGUAGCCUACACUCGUCCCCGUAGACGAGAGGUUUCUCUUGCUUUGACAUGCUGUAGUGGUUUUGACUAUACUUAUGGCUUCGCUGUAUCAGAGAUUCGCCGGUAAGAUCAAUACGAAUAAUUCUUUCCCACACCCACCUGAGGCCAGCCACCUACUCGGCGGACAGGUAGCGGACGAGGAGAACAACACACGGAAGACCCCGCAGCCCGUGGCCGACGGCAGACCCCAUGUUCCCCACCGAAAGAAAAAUGCGAGCGAGGACGAGCGUGACCUGGUGGGCAGUGCCCCUCCACAGAGGAACUGGAAGGGGAUAGUCAUCGCCCUGCUGGUCAUCUGCAUCAUCUUGUCUCUGAUCGUCACCUCUGUCAUCCUGCUCACCCCAAUUGCAGAUGAUAGCCUUGCCCUCAAGAAGAAAGUCACCAUCGAGGACGUCUUCGGAGGAGAUCUUCACGUGCACGACCCCGCCGCUACAUGGCUCAGUGACAAUGUACUGCUGUAUCGAACACGAGAAGGGGACGUGGUCAAACUCAACAUCGAAACACAGGAGAGGGUCAUUUUGGUGGAGAACAGGAAGUUUGAAAUGUUCAAAGCCACCAAGUACCACAUAUCUCCAGACCUGGAACAUGUGUUGUUGGCCUACAACGUGGCUCCAGUCUACCAGCACUCCUACACGGCCUUCUACAUCAUCUGUAGUCUCACCACCCCGGAGACAUGGAGUCUGAAUCCUCCUGAGGUACGGAACGCCCCGCUGCAGUAUGCUGGAUGGGGACCUAAGGGCCAACAGCUGAUCUUUAUCUUUGAGAACAACAUCUACUACAGAGCAACGGUGGAGAGCAGGACCAUUCGCCUGGUGUCCACAGGGAAGGAGGGAGUCAUCUUCAACGGCCUGAGUGACUGGCUGUAUGAGGAGGAGAUCCUUCAGACCCACAUAGCCCAUUGGUGGUCCCCAGAUGGUCUCAGACUGUCCUACGCCACCAUCAAUGACACCCUGGUGCCCAAGAUGGAGGUCCCUAUUUUCACUGGCGCCCCAUAUCCAAUAGGGCUGGAGUACCAUUACCCCAAGGCUGGGGAGGAGAACCCUGUAGUACACCUGUCUGUAGUGAGUUUGAACGGCCCCCUUCACACGGUGGAGAUGAAGAAACCAGACGACCCCAGGAUAGGAAUGGAAUAUUACAUCACAAUGGUUAUGUGGGCCACCACCACCAAGCUGGCAGUCAACUGGCUGAACAGAGCCCAGAACAACUCCAUAUUGACACUGUGUGAGGCCACCACAGGAGUCUGCACUAAGAAACAUGAGGAUGAAAGUGAUAGCUGGCUACACAAACAGAACGAAGCGCCACUCUUCUCCCAUGAUGGAUACAAGUUCUUCUUUACCAGAGCUAUACCUCAGGGUGGGAGGGGCAAGUUCUUCCAUAUCUCCAUGUCAACCUCCCAGCCCAACACCAGCACAGACACUCUGCAGUGCCUGACAUCAGGAGACUGGGACGUUACUCAGAUACUAGCUUACAGCCAAGACAAGCAGCUCAUAUACUUUUUGAGCACCGAGGAUGAUCCAAAACGACGACACCUCUACAGUGCGGACACUAAAGGCCCGUUCAACCGCCGCUGUCUGUCAUGUGAGUUCAAGUGUGGCUAUGUGGAGGGCUCCUUCAGCCACAACAUUCAGUACUUCCUGCUUAACUGUAAAGGCCCCGAUGUACCCAGUGUUGCCAUCUACAGCACAAAAGACAGACAGAAGGUCCUGGACCUGGAGACUAACGAGGGAGUGAAUAACACGUACCACAGCAUGCAGAUGCCCAAAGUGGAGUACGAGACCAUCACCAUUGACGAUUACACUCUGACGAUGCAGAUUCUGAAGCCAGCUGGUUUCAUAGACACAGCUCACUACCCCCUCCUGCUACUAGUGGACGGAACGCCUGGCGGACAGAUGGUGACAGAGCAGUUCCGUGUGGACUGGGCCACGGUGCUGGUGAGCAGUUAUAGCACCAUUGUGAUCCGCUUUGACGGCCACGGGUCCGGGUUCCAGGGCACCAACCUCCUCCACCGCAUCAGGAGGAAACUGGGCGUGAUCGAGGAGAGGGACCAGAUGGAGGCCCUCAGACUGAUAUCGAAAGAAAUGUACAUCGACAAAAGUCGAAUUGGAGUAUAUGGAAAGGUUUAUGGAGGAUAUUUAGCCACCCUGCUUUUAAGUUCUGAAGACUCCCUGCUUAAAUGUGGAGCAGCCGUCUCGCCCAUCACAGAUUUCAAGUUAUAUGCUUCAGCAUUUUCAGAGAGAUACCUUGGAUCACCAAAGACAGACUCUCGAGUCUACUCGGUGGCAAGUUUAGCACACCGGGCAGCUCACCUAAUGGACAGGAAGUACAUGAUCAUCCAUCCAACUGCUGAUGAGAAAGUCCAUUUCCAGCACUCUGCAAAAUUCAUCAACCAUUUAAUCAAUGAGAAGGCAAAUUACUCUCUACAGAUCUACCCAGAUGAGGGACACUUCCUGCAUAGCGAUGGCACACGGCAACACCUGAGCCAAUCACUAGUUAACUUCUUUGAGGAGUGUUUCCGACUGCCGGACUUACCAAGCGAGAAGAAGGACAAGGAGGAUGAGGGAGAUGUUUAAACCAGCUGGCACGUGGUUAACACUCCAGCUACCACAGCACAAUAUGCAACAAAUCGUUCAACUCAUUACCCCCACCCCGGCCCAGAUCGGUUUGUGCGGUCUUGCCAACUCUGAUGGUCAGCUGUGACAAUGCUCAUUUAGCACAGUACCUGCAUGUACCAAGGACCUCACACCUCACUCUUUAUUCUUCAUCACUUUUGGUUGGCUGACAACUGGACUGGCCAGCAAGACAUCUCCAUCGUGGAUGUUGUUGACUUUGGUUAUAAAAAUUAAAAUAAAAUGUAAAAAAAAAGUCUUAGCAGUGAACAAAUAAUCUGGUCACUGAAGAGCCCUCUAGUAACCCCCCUUGUGGACAGCUAAAGUAGUGAACCACCACUCCAACCGGGAUGCAUUUCCUCUCCCACUACACACACGCACAAGUAAAUCUAUAGUGGGCAACGAACAUCAAGGGUCAUUUUCAUUGCAGUAAAUAUGGAAGAGCUACCGGUUGUUGACUCCAGCAGUUUGUGUCCAUGAUUCUGAUGUUAAAACAGCAGCACACAGAACAAUGUAUUUCUCUUAAUUGCUGUUUGUAAUGUUCAAUAUGUCCCGCAGUAAGUAAUGUGGCUUUGAGUUAAUGUAUGGUGGUCACAUCGGCCCAUGAUUUCCUUUCCAAAUGACUGAGGAUACAAUGUUAUGAUCCCAAAGUUAAAGUAAUACAUCUGGAGUGGUUGCUCUAGUGUUAUGGAAGGGCACAAUUCAAUCCGUAGCGCUGAAGAUCUGUGCUAUAGUGCAAUUGAAAUGUAAAGGUAACUUCAAUGUGGGAACAUUGCUUUAAAAUUUGUAGUGCAGGUUCUUCAGUGCUACUGAUUGAGUUGAGCACUUAGUCACUGUGCCUUACUACUGGGGGUAAACAUAUUCAUGUCAAGGACUGUAACAUUUCAUUUUUCAUCUAAGAAAGAUUUGUACAUUGGACAUAAUUUACUUGAGUUGAAUCAUUGCUCAGAUUAGUCCAUAUGGUUGAAAAUGUACUGCGAUUUUAGAACUCCCAUUAUUAGAAAAAGUGUGCUAUUAUUCUUGUAUAAUAGACACAAAUGACAGUUCUGGCUGUUGUAACUACAUCAAAAGGUUCAUGAGGCAUAUUCAGUGUAGGUUUUAGAACGUGUUUUUUUGUUGGCGAGUUAAUGUUUGGUUCUGUCAACUCAUGUAAAUGAAGUGUUCAGUGGCUUGACCCCAUGACCUCACUUCUGUUAGUAGUCAGUGAAAGUCGUCAGCUGUUUUACAAAAUGUUGAAAAGUCUAAACUAGAACUGUGUGUGACUUGUACAUAAAGCAUUUUCAAAUUUACUUGUA